GCGGAAGCGGAAGCGGAAGGCGGUGUCGCCAUGGCAGCGCGGAAGCGGAAGCGGAAGCGGAAGGCGGUGUCGCCAUGGCAGCGCGGAAGCGGAAGGCGCGGGCGAUGGCGGCGGGCGGCGCGGCGCUGUGGCGGCGCCUCUCGGCCUGGCUGCCGCGGGGCCGCUUCGGCCUGGCCGCGCUGCUCGGCCGCCUCUCCGACCGCUUCUCCCGGGGCCGCGACCGCCGCGCCCGCAGAUCAUCAUGGCUCUUUCURGCACCACUGCUCACCCCUCCUGUUCCAGUGAUCACGGCCCCACCRUGUUUGCUCUGUCCAGAAGGAGCACACAGGUUCCAGUGGAUCAGGAAUUUGGUCCCAGAGUUUGGGAUCUCCAGCUCGCAUGUCAAGGUGCUUUCAUCCCCUGUGGAAUUCUAYGAACUCCUCAAGGUGCAGAUAAAAGCAGCCAAGCAGCGSGUGGUGAUGGCCUCACUGUAUUUGGGAACAGGAGUCCUUGAGCAGGAGCUGGUGGAUUGYUUAGAAGAAACACUGGAGAAAUCGCUGCAAGCAAAAGGCUCACCUGACCUCAGAGUUUCCAUUCUCCUCGACUACACCAGGGGUUCCCGGGGCAAGAAGAAUUCCCGGACCAUGCUGCUGCCACUGCUGCAGAGAUUUCCCGAGCAGGUCCGUGUGUCCCUGUUCCACACCCCAAACCUGCGGGGGCUCCUGCGCCUCCUGAUCCCCGAGCGUUUCAAUGAGACCAUCGGGCUGCAGCACAUCAAGGUCUAUCUCUUUGAUGACAAYGUGAUCCUGAGUGGUGCAAACCUGAGUGAUCUGUACUUCACCAAUCGUCAGGACCGCUACGUCUUGCUGCAGGACUCUCCUGAGAUUGCAGACUUCUUCACGGAGCUGGUGGAUGCCAUUGGAGAUGUGUCCCUGCAGUUACAGCAGGAUGAUACCGUCCAGAUGAUGGAGGGAAUGAUACACCCCUACCAAGGAGACAAGGUUGCUUACUGUGAGAUUGCCAACAGGAGGGUCAUGGAGGUCAUCAACUCUGCCCGCACACGGCAGGAGCUCCUUCACACAAAGACUUUCCACAGCAGCCAGCCAGGCAGCUCCCUCUCAUCCCAGCAAGGCUCUCAGGCAUCUGGGAUUGUGAAACCAGAGCCUGACACCUGGAUCUAUCCCUUAAUCCAGAUGAAACCCUUUGGGAUUCAGAUAGAUGAGAUGGUCACAGAGACGCUGCUCACCGAGGCUGAGCGGGAUGCCAGGAUAUACCUGACCACUGGCUACUUCAACCUGACCCAGGCCUACAUGGACCUGAUCCUGGGCACCAGGGCUGAGUACCGCAUCCUGCUGGCCUCGCCCGAGGUCAAUGGGUUCUUUGGUGCCAAGGGGGUAGCUGGUGCCAUCCCUGCUGCCUACGUUUACAUUGAACACCAGUUUUACAGCGAGGUCUGCUACCUGCAGCAGCAGGAGAGGGUGCAGCUCCAGGAGUACUCCCGCACCGGCUGGACGUUCCAUGCCAAAGGCCUSUGGUUGUACCUGGCAGGGAGUGACCUGCCCUGCCUGACCCUGAUUGGCUCUCCAAAUUUUGGCUAUCGAUCCGUUCAUCGCGAUUUGGAAGCUCAGGUUGCCAUAGUGACAGAAAAUAAAGCCUUGCAGCAGCAGCUCCAUCAGGAGCAAGAGCAGCUUUACCUCUGCUCAGGUGUGGUCUCAACGUCAACGUUUGAGCAGCCAAAUCGUUAUGUGAAGCUGUGGGUGAAGCUGGUGACACCUCUGAUCAAGAAUUUCUUUUGAAAGAAGAAAAGUUGCUGCUUUGGGUUGAAGGUCCAGACGUAGGUGGGCCCCCGCGUCCGUGUCUUGUAGACGGGACACUCGUAGAU
Messenger RNA from Malurus melanocephalus (red-backed fairy wren), 1861 nucleotides. It is a transcript of the gene PGS1, whose product is annotated as phosphatidylglycerophosphate synthase 1. Gene Ontology annotation, molecular function: CDP-diacylglycerol-glycerol-3-phosphate 3-phosphatidyltransferase activity. NCBI's taxonomy places the organism in Eukaryota, Metazoa, Chordata, Aves, Passeriformes, Maluridae. The coding region runs from base 75 to 1775 and encodes 566 amino acids. Gene Ontology annotation, cellular component: mitochondrion. The record is from RefSeq and is a predicted model, not a curated record. The transcript has 10 exons. Gene Ontology annotation, biological process: cardiolipin biosynthetic process.